Molecule: messenger RNA, 938 nt
Organism: Phyllotreta striolata
Lineage: Eukaryota; Metazoa; Arthropoda; Insecta; Coleoptera; Chrysomelidae
Source: the annotation of a GenBank genome assembly
AUGUAUUCGACAUGCUGGCAGGAAAAACGCAUUUUAUUGGACAAGUGCAAUGGUGUGCAGGUGUCGGGCGAGUCGAGAGGAACAGUCGAAUGCAAUUGCUGGAGGACGCAAGACGCCGUUUUUUCGCCCCCACCAUCUUUCCGUAACGUGAACCGUAACACGCAAGCUCUGGUUGCAUGGAAAGUGGAGGGAACGAAGAUUUCUCGUGUCAAACCCGCUAUUUCUACACCCAGUGCAUUUCCAGUGUACAUAUGGUGUGAUGACCAGCGAAUUCCUGCUGGGAGCGCACAACCAAACUGAAACUGGACUCUUACCAAUCAAUUAACCAGCCAAUUUUAAUUGAACAUUCGUUGCAAAAUCGAGGAGAUAAGUCGAAAUUGACGAAAAAAAUUGUGGUACAAUUAUUUCGAUAUAAAUACUUAUGUGUAGUGAAGUGAACUUGACUUGUGAUACGAUAGACUAUCUGCUGUUUUUGAAAUAUUGCUGACAUUAGGCUGGUCCUGUUUAUUUUGUGAAGUCGUAUCAAUCGCACGUCUACUCAGAAGAUGCUUCCGUUUAUUUUGCUUCCAUGACACAGAUAAAAGGCCAAAUCAAUAGAAUUUUGUAUGAUCUAUCUACAUUCUAUCUACAUCUGAAACGCCCAAGCAGAAGCAGAAAGAGCCGAUGAAUUUUCUGGGUAGACCACUAGCGAGGUAUAGAGUUCCUACGUGAUUGUUAUAUUGUAGGAACUUCAUACCGUGCUCUUGGAUGUACCGUUUUAACGUCGGACGUGUCGGCAAAACGAAGAUAAGCCCGUUUUGACAGUCAGCCGAAGAAGCAGGAAGAUAAUUUUCAAUAAUCCGUUUUAUUUAUUGCCAAGCCGAUGUUUUAAAUUAAAUUGAAUAAUUUGAAUAAAAUGUUUAUUAAAAAAUCCUGGCACACCUGUAACUUGUCUAAGC